AUGCGCCUUUGCACAAUUGCAGGAUCGCAAAGGACUCAAACUCUGAGUCGUAAAUUUUCAGACGCCUACGCAGACCGCGAGGACUACAACAAGGACGCGUUCUGUGAUGAACCCAAUACGUUGAUACCCAAGAUACCAAGCCAGAAAACGAUAAUUGUCGGAGUUGAUGGGAUUGCAAAAACGGGACUCGAACAACAAUUCGAUGCGCUUGGAAAAUGGUUCUUUCCCAUGGAACAGACAUGGAACAACGGAAAUCUUUUCAAAGACUCUCGUGAGCAAAGAGUCCACAUUAUUGCAUCCACGUUCAAGAGGAAUCGUCGACGCCAUCAGCUUACGUGGCAUGGGACAACCCCAUUAAUGCCAGAAGAGCAGCGAAAGCGGAAGCCGACUCUUAAGCUUUAG
Messenger RNA from Necator americanus (New World hookworm), 402 nucleotides. RefSeq lists its product as uncharacterized. The record is from RefSeq and is a predicted model, not a curated record. NCBI's taxonomy places the organism in Eukaryota, Metazoa, Nematoda, Chromadorea, Rhabditida, Ancylostomatidae. The transcript has a single exon. The coding region runs from base 1 to 402 and encodes 133 amino acids.